AUGCAUCCAAUUACCCUAUCAUCACAAAUAUUUUAUGUCAAAAUCUUGCACUUCAACCAAAAUGCCGGGUUUAAUCGGAAUCAUAAUAAAUUCUACACCAAGAUUUCGGCAUUGAAAAAAGACGAAUUUGACGGAAAAUUGAUCGACGAGAACAUGUUUCUUCUGAGAAAAAGGAUUCAAGAGAUGAAGAUUAUGGAGAGGAAUAGUGAAGCCCCAUCUGAUUGGAUGGAGUGGGAGAAGAAAUAUUAUGCACACUAUAAUUCAGAUGUAUGUGAAGCAGUUGGGAUUUUGCAGUCUGUAUUGAUGAACACUAGGCCUAGCUUUGCAUUGGCAAUGGUUUUUCUUUUCAUGUUGAGUAUGCCAACCUCAUUAAUGAUCAUUAUGUGCAACUUGUGGGGAUGGAGUAAUGGAUUCUUUAUGUGA
Mercurialis annua (annual mercury) is the source of this 423-nucleotide messenger RNA. RefSeq lists its product as uncharacterized. The record is from RefSeq and is a predicted model, not a curated record. NCBI's taxonomy places the organism in Eukaryota, Viridiplantae, Streptophyta, Magnoliopsida, Malpighiales, Euphorbiaceae. The coding region runs from base 1 to 423 and encodes 140 amino acids. The transcript has a single exon.